AUGGCCGCCUACAAGCUGGUGUUGAUCCGCCACGGAGAGAGCAACUGGAACCAGGAGAAUCGAUUCUGCGGCUGGUUUGACGCAGAUCUGAGUGAGACUGGAGAACGGGAGGCGAGGAGAGGAGGACAGGCCCUGAAAGGUGGAUUCUUGUUCUUUUUUAUUUGACCAGCUAGUUACUCACUUUGUGUUAUAUCAGACACAACAAACACAUCAAAUAUUUCCUCACUAAAGCAACUGACUUUGAUUGUACAUUUUAAUGAUCUAUUUAUUUAAAUAUGUGUCGCAGCUGCUAACCCUACAGCAUUUUCGAAGCCUGUAGUGCCAGCACAGUUUGCCAUUUAUGCUGCCUGAAGGAAUCUCAACUAUCUUAUUUGAUGUCUAUUCACUAUAGAAAUUGUAAUUGUGGAAACACUUGUUACCAAUACCAGCAAUGUCACGUGAUGACUCCAUCAAUUUUGAGAUAGGAUGGAGGUGUUUUCGUGGCUGUUCCGCACCGUGGUAAAGUUGGUUUGAUUGUUCGAUAUUCGCCGGACCUUCAAAACUCAAUUGCUUGUGAACGGUUUGCGCAGGUUAGGCUCUUUUAUGGACCGAGUUUAAUAAUAUCACAGCAACGAUGUAGGCAGCCUGCUGCACGUCCCAUGCUAUCCCUUGAGCAUGAUACUCAGUUCCAUUACAUUACACACGAGUCAUUGGACGAAGGCGUCUUCUGUAUGGGGAGUUUUAUUAAUAUUCCGAUGCUCGGUCUGAACAUUACCAUGCAUUAGUGAUGAACGGGUUGACUCAUAACCCGCAGUCCCCGCGGUAGCCUAUCCGUUUAGGGUCAUUAAAUAUUGUGUGGAUGAGGGCAGGUGUGUGGUGUGUGGGUUGAAUAAAGAGAAAACAACACCUUAAAAUACAUAAAUGUAUAAUUAUUGUUAUUUAUAGGCUACAUUUAGCCUAAAAUAAUGAAAUAAAAAGCUAUCUGGCAUUAGUGCAUAAACCUAAACUUUAGGGCCUAACUGUACACUCGCGCCAAAUAGCCUACACUCCAAUAGACACAUGCUUUUGGGAACUGGCAGAAAAAGUGGCAGUUAUGUGUGAUUGUGAGGGGCUAUACAAAUUCGACAGGCACAAGAUGGGGACUUCAAAUAGGCGUAUGGCAAGUCAAGGGAACUGUAGUCUACUGUUCAGAUGGGUUAAAUGGAAACUGAAAUCUGGACACUGACUGUAGGACUAUAACCGCUCACAUAGCCUUAAUAUUAACUCCUGCAGAAUUAAGCAUUUCUUGCAGUAAAAUGAUGCACCAAAUGUAGGCAAAAUUUAGACUCUGGGACAGGAGUGGAGAAAUAUAUGAUUUUCUUUCAUCUUGAGAGAUUGCGAAUACGUGGUUAGAUACCAUCUGUUUAAAAAAAUAUUAAAAUCAUUUUGUGAGGAGGACAAAGGAUGUGCAGCAUGUGUCCCUCCCUUCUGAACAGUUUAAAGUUGGUUUGAAGUUUCUAGGUGACGUGUUCAGAAUUUGAAUAUUGUGAUCAUGCACAUUGUUGACGGUCCCUAACUAGUUGCAUAGACCGUGUGGUGGCCUGCCUACACCGUUGCCAUGAGAUUAUGAAGCGCUGAUUGGAAUCGGGAAAAUAAGACCUGUGCAAUGUUGUACACCUAUUUUCCUUCAUAAAGAGCCUAACCUGAGGUCUGUAGCUCAAACAGUUCACGAGCUAUUGAGGUUUGAAGGUCCAAAUGUCCAGUGAAUAUCCAACAUCAAAUCAAUUUUACCACAGUUGUGACUGUACCCCUUGUUUCCACCUCGACCAUGCCCCCAUUCCAUACCCUAUGAAAGUCCCACCUACUUCCUGGUUCAAGUCUAGGUUGAAUAUUACAAUCUUAUAUUUUCGACCUAGACUUGAACCAGGAAAUUACUUGGGUGUGACUUUUAUGGCGUAUUGCCAAUGGUUUUAAUAACUAACCCAUUCAUUGUUCUGUGGUAUUGCUAUCUAUGGUUGGGCUCCGCCUAUUAGUUCAGCCCCCUUUUACUGUGGAUGAAUGAGCAACGGAGAUCCCGCCUCCACCGCUUUUGGUGUCACAGCUCUUCCAAAGGAUGUGAACAUGACUUUCUAGACGUGCUGCUUCAUGCAAUGAAUGAAAUCAAAACCUUUCUCAGUGUGUUGGUUAGGGAAAUAUCUGGUGUUUCUGACUCGAGUUUAGACGUAUUCGGCCCAAAACUUAGGCUUCUAGUAACCCAUGCUAUGUUGGCUGAUGAUUUGAAUAUUGACCAGAGAUGUUACUUACAUAGCUGUCCACCCACCCACCAAAAUCAUCCUGAAUCAAACCCUGAUCACAUCCUUUCUCUUCCUCAGAUGCUGGCUAUGAGUUUGAUGUGUGCUACACCUCAGUCCUGAAGAGGGCCAUCCGCACUCUGUGGCUGUGUCUGGACAGCAUUGACCAGAUGUGGCUUCCCGUCCACCGAACCUGGCGCCUCAACGAGCGCCACUAUGGUGGCCUGACUGGGUUAAACAAGUCGGAGACUGCUGCCAAGCACGGAGAGUCUCAGGUGAAGAUAUGGAGGCGGAGCUUCGAUAUCCCUCCUCCCACUAUGGACCCGGACCACGACUUCUACACCGUCAUCAGCAAGGUGAGGGACACACUCACUAACAUGGGUGAGAAUUUGCCUGAUAUGACAUCAGACAUAAACAACAACAUCAUUUUAAUCUGUCUUUAGGCUCACUCACAUUGGGAAGAGCCUAUAGUGGCAGUCUUGUUUAGGGCUGUGGCGGUCAUUUUUAGUCAGCAGGUGAUUGUCAAGCAAAUAACUGCCGGUCUCACGGUAAUUUACCGUUAAUUAGCAUAAACACACUUAGUAUCUCCUGGCUUCCACUCAUAGCCUACAAGCCACUGAUGCAGACCUUUUGAACAGCUAGAUUUUAAAAAGUCUAAUAUCCAUUUAAUAAAUCCAUUAUUUAUUUUAGACAGGUCUAAAGAAACAUGAUAUGAGGAAAAUGUAGUCUAUUUCAGAAGAACAGAAUGGCAUACACUGAGUUGUCCUUAUGUUAGGUCCUGAUCCGGCUAUGCCAUAUGGCUGUGGGCUACACUAGUUCAUUUAGCAGACAAUAUUUGCUUAGAAUUCCGUGGCAUUAUUUUUUAUUAUUUUAUAGUAUGAAGAAUCAAACUGAACAUAGCUUAAUAAAAUAGAAAGGAUAUUUUCCCCAAACGAUUUAAAAGGAAGUGCGCACAUGCGGCUAUUCUGUGUUUUAGCGGUUAACAAAGAAACUGGUCAUCCUAUAUGCUUGCUUUAGAGUUAUUUAUGCAACUUUAGUUGUGAAACAAAAGUUGAGCUAUAUGUUUUGACGUUUAAUACAUUAUAAGGCUGCAGGAUGGGACUCUAAUAAUGAUUUGUAAAAAGUCACAAGCUGCACACACUUCAUCAGUCUCUCAUUCUCAAAGGACCUGACAAUAUUCUCACAAGGCCUCAAAUUUACUGGCGGCAUCCCCCUUGUGUGGCCGUAAUGCCCCCUGAAAUAAUCCAUGCCUUUUGCGGCCAAAGCUCUUGAAGCACCUUUCACUCACAUGGUUCUCUCAGAUGUAGCCAAUGCCCAUCACAUGAUCGAGUCCUUCUCACAGGCAUUUCAGCUAAGAAGUAGGCUACAAGUGAAUGAAGACAGACACAUCGGGGGCGCAACUGCGCGUGUGAGUCCCUCUUAUCGAAUUCUGAGGCGCAUAUUGAAGAUGUUAGAACUGUCCACAUUUAGCCUACUUUUCGUCAGCCAACAAGAUGAGUAGGCCUAACGAACAGCAAACCACUAGCCUAUGUCAAUCUACUAUCCCCCAUAGUACAAAAGUUGACCUAUUUUAAAUUUAUUUUACCUUUAUUUAACUAGGCAAGUCAGUUAAGAACAAAUUCUUAUUUACAAUGACGGCCUACACCGGCCAAACCCGGACGACGCUGGGCCAAUCGUGCGCCGCCCUAUGGGACUCCCAAUCACGGCCGGUUGUGAUACAGCCUGGAAUCCAACCAGGGGGUUCUGUAGUGAUGCCUCAAGCACUGAGAUGCAGUGCCUUAGAACCACUGCACCACUCGGGAGACCGAGUCUAUUGGUCAACUUGUCCUUCUGUGCAAUAAAUAUUCCAAACAUACUCUGGGAUAAUGAAUAGAACCACUCGCAUCAAAAAACCUUUUAAAGCAAUGAGGCUGAUUUGUUUAUCUUACAUUUUCUAUAAAGUAUUAGGCUAUUCUUUCACAUAAGCGCAGCAAUGCGCACACGGCAGUAGGCUAUAAGCGCGAAUGUUCCAAAAUGCAAUCAAUUAACGGGAAAACACUGUUCUUGAAAGUGACUGCAAAUGCGAUUAUGCAUGUAAUGCUUUAUUAUAAAGGUGCAUUUUUAUGGUGAAAAUUAUCUUCCCCAAACUUGAAACUCACACGCAGCCUAUGUAUGCCAGGUAGGCUCUACACCGGUUAUAAAGCGGAUGAAUGUGCUUAAUUUUAAGAAGUUAUUUGGCCACUUUAGUUUUGAUACAAACCUUAUCAAAACAUAUAGGCCUAUGGGCUAGGCUAGAUGAGGUGUGCGACUGUGAUUUUGAAAAAGUCAACAACAAAAAAAGAAAGUGCGCUGUUUCUUACCUUAAUGCACAAGCUGGGCAUCAUUGACAAGUGAUAGGCUAAUAUUGUUACCCAUUAGACUAUUCUUAAUUUAAUGUUGUCUUUAUAUAUAAUAGAUGUGUGAUAUUAGUUUGGAUUUAGAAUGGACCCAAAAAAGAUACAUGUCAUCUAUGCACUUAAAUAGCGAAUGGAGGAUGCUUUACCCAUGGUUCAUUUUCAUGCCAGCCAGGUAGGCUAUACUCCCGUUGCAAAGCAAUGUGCUUAAUAUUUGGAAAGUUGAUAAAUAAAUAUAGUAGGCCUAGCCUAUAGAAAGCUGAUGGGAUCCUCUUUUUAAUAGAGGCCAUCAACUUUUUUGUUUGUAAUUUUUUAUUUAAUUGUUUUAUUUAAUGCAAUUCAUAGACACUAAUGAAGUGUUUUAAUUUAGAUUUUAGAUUGCAUUUGCAUUGUCAGAGUGAUUAGAGGGACAAUAGAGUGCUGAGUACCAGGCAGUUAGCAAGUUUGGUAGGCUACUAAUGACCAGCAGCAGCAUCAGAGCUUGGAGAAGCCUAGUUACCGUGACUAAACGGUCACGUGGAAUUUGACUGCCCUCACGGUCACCCUAACAGCCCUAGUCUUGUUGUUGAUUUUCUAAGCAGAACGUCUGAGACUAUACUUGGAGUAUACCAAAUAUUAAGAACACCUUCCUAAUAUUGAGUUGCUUCCCACAGUUGUAUCAAGUUGGCUGGAUGUCCCUUGGGUGGUGGACCAGUCUUGAUAUACACAGGAAACUGUUGGGGCGUGAAAAACCCAGCAGCGUUGCAGUUCUUGACACAAACCGGUGCACCUACUACCAUACCCGGUUCAAAGGCACUUAAAUAUUUUCUUGUCCAUUCACCCUCUGAAUGGCACACAUACACAAUCCAUGUCUCAAUUGUCUCUAGACUUAAAAAUCCUUCUUUAACCGCUCCUCCCCUUCAUCUACACUGAUUUGAAGUGGAUUUAACAAGUGACAUCAAUCAGGGAUCGUAGCUUUCACCUGGAUUCAUCUGGUCAGUUUGUCAUGGAAAGAACAGGCGUUCUUAAUGUUUUGUGUUCUCAGUGUAUAUUGCAGAGUUUACCUUUUAAUUGGGGUUCUCCUUGUACUAGCCUGUUUCUGAGGGCUACAGUAGAGCAUGUCUCAUAGAAUCACCAUGUGUUUUCCCAAGUUCAUUGAUAAAUUGUCCCUGAGAUACCCCUCAACAGGAGGCGUGAUUAGAGUCUGGGGUCUCUGAUAUGGUAGAUGCCAAGCUCAAGCUGCCGUCAUGGCAACCCACCAGUGUUCUGUCAGAGGGGCAGCAGCAGAGACUAUUAUGGGCUGUGUGUUAUGCUGAGGAGAGUGCUUUAGGUUAUGGUUGUGUCCCAAAUAACACCCUAUUAGGAGUAGUGCACAAUAUAAGGAAUAGAGUGCCAUUUGGGAUACAUCCUAUGUGUCUGUGCCCUCUGUCUGCACCACCAGGUCCCAUGGGAAGACCACAGACUAGGGCAGGGAGGGCCAACUCCAGUCCCGGAGAGCUGCUGUUGUGUGCAGGAUUUUGUUCCAUCUUAACACUUAUUAUUGAACUGUAAUCAUCGAUUUGAUUAAAGUAGUGAUCUUUCAAGUUGCUAUGAUCAGGACUGGAUACAAUCUACAGGGGCAGCAUUUCCUCAAGCAUACUGGUGGUUAGUCCUGCUGACCACGAAAACAAAAUGGCUUCUGCCUCAUCUGGUCAUUCAUGUUUGAAGUGUUUGUUUUUUAUUCAUGGUGCUCUUAUAUAGCACAGGGUCUUCUGGUGUUGUGUGUUUCAACUCUGAGUUAAUGUAUUGCAGAGGAGUGCGAUUAUAGGACGGUAAAGUUCAAAGUUAAGCUGAGAUCAGAAUCGAUUGGCGAAUGCGUCAUCUGUACUGACGGGGGUCAGUGGUUGUGAUGUUAAAAAUAGUCACGUAGGGCUAGCAGAGAUGUACAGGUGCAUUGGCCUACUGAUCUUUAUAGGCUAAACAUUUGGAUAAUGCAAUUAAUUUGUAUGACUUCAAUGUACAUAGAACUGAAAGCACUGGACAGUUGAAGGUUUCUUCCUUCCCUAGGGAAUAAACAAAUAUGUAUUUCUUCUAGGGAGUUCUUCCUAGCCAAUGUGCCUUAUGCUUUGGCUUGCUCUUUGGGGUCUAGGCCGAGUUACUGUAAAAGCACUUUGGGUGUAUUUACACAGGCAGCCCAAUUCUGAUAUUUUGUUUACUAUACUGAACAAAAAUAUAAACCCAACAAUUUCAACGAUUUUACUGAGUUAGAGUUCAUAUAAGGAAAUCAUUCAAUUGAAAUAAAUAAAUUAGGCCCUAAUCAAUGGAUUUCACAUGACUGGGCAGGGACACAGCCAUGGGUGGGCCUGGGAGGGCAUAGGCCCACCCACUUCGGAGUCAGGCUCACCCACUGGGGAGCCAGGCCCAGCCAAUCGGAAUGAGUUUUUCCCCACAAAAGGGCUUUAUUACAGACAGAAAUACUCCUCGGUUUCAUGAGCUGUCCAGGUGGCUGGUCCUGCAGGUGAAGAAGCCAGAUGUGGAGGUCCUGAGCUGGCACACCUGUGUAAUGAUCAUGCUGUUGAAUCAGCUUCUUGAUAUGCCAUACCUGUCAGGUGGAUGGAUUAUCUUGGCAAAGGAGAAAUGCUCACUAACAGGGAUGUAAACAAAUUUGUGCACAGAAUUUGAGAGAAAUAUGAUCUUUGUGCAUAAGGACAUGUUCUGGUAUCUUUUAUUUCAGCUCAUGAAAUGUGACCAACACUUUACAUGUUGCAUUUAUAUUUUUGUUCAGUGUAAUUGGUCUUUUGACUAAUCAGAUCAGCUCUUUUGCCAAUAAUUGGGCAAAAUAUCAGAAUUGGGCUGCCUGUGUAAAAAAAAAAAAGCCUAAAGUGACCACUGCUGAUGUAAAAAGGGCUUUAUAAAUGUGAUUUGAUUGAUUGAAAGCAAUAUGGUAGUAUGAGGGUUUAGGCCCAGGUUGCUGUUAGUACGUCAAGAAACAAAAAAAUGCCUAUCUUCUCUUUAGGACCGUCGUUAUGGCGACCUGUCGGAGGAGCAGCUUCCGUCCUGUGAGAGCCUGAAGGACACCAUCGCCCGGGCACUGCCCUACUGGAACGACGAGAUUGUCCCCCAGAUCAAACGGGGCAAGAGGGUUCUCAUUGCUGCCCACGGCAACAGCCUCAGGGGCAUUGUCAAGCACCUCGAGGGUCGGUAGUAGGAACUGCUUAGAACAAUGAUUAUUUCUAACUGCUUUGCUCUGGAGAGCCACAUGGAGUGCAGGCUUUUGUUACAGCCUAGUACUAAUGCACCUUUUUGGAAAAUAAACACCAGUUUUUAAAUCAUCAACUGUUCAUGGUCACAAUUAGUCGAAUCAGGUGUGUUAGUGCUGGGCUGAAACAAAAGCCUGCACACACCAAUUAUCCCCAGGAGUGGAAUUGGAGAACCCUGGUUGGUUUCUAGGAAGUACCUGUGAUAGUAUCUUUUUUCAGGACUGAGGUUUUACUUCUUACACAUUCUAAUCGGCACAUAUGAAAUGUAUGAUAUUGAAAUAAUCGCACACUGAAAUGUGCUUCACCUCAACCCUCCUGUGUCAGUCUGUGUGCUCAUUAUUUUUUUUGUAUAUUUUGUAUACACUUUCUUUUGUCAUUAUAUUUUAAUUGACAUGAUUUACAGUAUGUUGUCAACCAUAAACCCCAUGUCCUGCUCUGUGCUUCCCCCUGCAGGUAUGUCAGAGGAGGCCAUCAUGGAGCUGAACCUGCCCACAGGCAUCCCUAUCCUGUACGAGCUGGACAAGAACCUGAAGCCUGUCAAACCCAUGCAGUUCCUGGGGGACGAGGAGACCGUCAGGAAGGCUAUGGAGGCCGUGGCAGCCCAGGGCAAAGCCAAGAAGUAG
Coregonus sp. 'balchen' is the source of this 8462-nucleotide messenger RNA. NCBI's taxonomy places the organism in Eukaryota, Metazoa, Chordata, Actinopteri, Salmoniformes, Salmonidae. The record is from the annotation of a GenBank genome assembly.